AUGGCAAUAGAAGCAAUGCAAGAUCCAAACAGUGUGUACUUCAUAUAUACAUCAGAAAAUCCUUAUGCAGCAGUGGUGUCUGAUAAAUUUGACGGAGAAGGUUAUGCAGAGUGGAAGAGGAGCAUAUUACUAGCUUUUGCAGUCAAGAACAAAGUUCGAUUCAUUGAUGAAUCCUUGCCUAAACCAGCCCUCAAUCAUGCUGAUUACCAAGCUUGGGACGGAUGCAACAGCAUGGUCAUGGCAUACUUAUUAAGAUCUCUAAGUCCUACAAUUGCCAAGAGUGUUGUUUUUCUUCCAACUGCAAGAGAUAUUUGGAAAGAUUUGGAGGAACGUUUUUCAGUUACAUCUGGACCACAGGUUUAUGGUCUGCAACAAAGUUUAAGUGAAAUUUCACAAGGAGAUAGCAGCAUUAUGAUUUCUUUACCAAGAUUAAGAUGA
Messenger RNA from Spinacia oleracea (spinach), 438 nucleotides. RefSeq lists its product as uncharacterized. The coding region runs from base 1 to 438 and encodes 145 amino acids. NCBI's taxonomy places the organism in Eukaryota, Viridiplantae, Streptophyta, Magnoliopsida, Caryophyllales, Amaranthaceae. The record is from RefSeq and is a predicted model, not a curated record. The transcript has a single exon.